UCCGCCUCCUGGGUUCAAACAAUUCUCCUGCCUCAGCCUCCUGAGUAGCUGGUAUUACAGGUGCGUGCCACGAUGCUCAGCUAAUUUUUGUAUUUUUGUAUUCAGAUUUUUCCUAGCCUAGUGGAAGCCUGAAAGUAUAAAAGCCUGUUUUUUCUUACUUCAGAUUCCCCAUCAUCAUCACUGCUCACUAUCUUCUUUGUUCCAGUUUUUGGUAUUUUUUCCGUUAGUUCAUGAUAUUUGGGUGGACAGAGUAGCAUAGCUAGCUGUUCUUUGUGGUGAUUCUGUUGGCUGUGAGGAGGACUUGGGAAUACAGUCCAUUUUAAGAAGUAAGGGGAGAGCACAACUGGGAAAGGGUAGAAAGCAUGUUGUUCCCAACCUGCCAAGUGUCUGUGCUCCCCAUUUAGAGAUAGGCUACUCUUAGACUGUUCUCCUCACCCUAAAAUAGUUGGUUUACUUUGAUAGAACUUGGGGAAGUGUGAGAAAUUAGGAGAGGAAUGUCUUCUCACUUGACCGCUGAAAAAUGUUUGGGGAAGGUUGUUGUUGCGUAUCACCUUUAUCUAAUCCUGCGUGGUCACUUAGACUGUCAGAUUUUAAACUUAAGUGUUUCCUAGGAGGCAUGUUGUACCAAGUUGGGCUGCAUAACUCACCUUUUUUCUCCUCCCCCCCCUUCUUUAUCUCCUUUUGCCUUUCUCCAGCUAUGCUACCUAUGUCUUCAGCCUUGAGUGUCACUGCUGCCUUAGGCCAGCCUGGACAAACCCUCCCCCCUCCUUGCUCUCCUGCCCCACAACAGUGCCCUCUGUCAACUGCUAACCAGACUGCCCCAUUCCCUUCCCCCUCUACUAUUGCCUCGACCCCUUUUGAAGUUCCUUUUACCCAGUCAUCCUCUGGAACAGCCCUACCUUUGGGAACUGCCCCUGAAGCCCCAACCUUCCUACCAAACCUAAUAGGGCCUCCCAUCUCCCCAGCUGCCUUAGCUCUGGCCUCUCCCAUGAUAGCUCCAACUCUGAAAGGGACGCCUUCCUCUUCAGCUCCCUUAGCUCUGGUUGCCCUGGCUCCCCACUCAGUUCAGAAGAGUUCUGCUUUUCCACCUAACCUUCCUUCUUCACCUCCUUCAGUGGCUGUAGCUGAGUCAGGGUCAGUGAUAUCACUGUCAGCUCCCAUUGCUCCCUCAGAACCAAAGACUAAUCUUAUUAAAGUUCCCUCUGAGGUAGUCCCUAAUCCAAAAGGCACCCCCAGUCCUCCAUGUAUAGUCAGUACCGUUCCUUACCACUGUGUGACUCCCGUGGCCUCUGUUCAAUCUGGAAUGGCCUCCCUUCCUCAGACAACACCCACAACUACCCUAGCUAUCACUUCCCCUCAAGUCAAAGAUACCACCAUUUCCUCAGCUCUGACUUCUCCACAAAACCCAGGAAGCCUCAGCCUAAAGGGGCCUGUUAGUCCAUCUGCUGCCUUACCUCUUUCAACUCAGUCUCUUCCUGUGGUGACCACUUCUCAAAAGACUGUGGGUCCCAACACCCCCCCAGAUUUUCCCAUUUAUCUGGGCUCUCAUCUUGCACCUUUAUAUCAAAGUUCUUUUGGUUCUGUCCAACCUUUAGGUCAAACAAGUCCCAGUGCUUUGACAGACCCUACAGUGAAGACCAUUUCUAUAGAUCAUUCUUCCACAGGGGACUCUUAUCCUUCUCAGAGAUCUGUAAUUCCUCCCCUUCCUUCCAGAAAUGAGGUAGUUCCUGCUACUGUGGCUGCCUUUCCAGUGGUGGCUCCAUCUGUUGACAAAGGUCCCUCUACCAUCACUAGCAUAACCUACAGCCCUUCUGGCUCCUUAAAUGUAGCUACCUCCUCUUCAUUAUCUCCUACGACCUCUCUCAUUCUCAAAAGCUCUCCUAAAGCCACUCAUCAUUAUCCUUUAGUGGCCCAAAUGCCUGUUUCUUCUGUUGGAACCACCCCACUUGUGGUGACUAACCCCUGUACAAUUGAUGCAGCAGCUACUACCUUUGAGGUAGCUACUUGUGUUUCUCCUCCAAUUUCAUCAGGUCCCAUAAGUAAUAUAGAACCAACUUCCCCUGCUGCCUUGGUUAUGGCACCUGUGGCUCCCAAAGAGCCUUCUACUCAAGUAGCAACCACUCUGAGGACACCAGUCUCUCCUCCUCUGCCAGACCCUGAAAACCUCAAAAAUCUCCCCAGUUCAGUAUUGGUUAAAUUUCCAACACAAAAAGACCUCCAAACUGUACCUGCCUCUCCUGACGGAGCUGCUUUCUCUCCAGCCCAAGCAGAACUCACCACCAAGAAAGACCCUACUGUGUUACCAUUAGCCCAGACAGUUCGUAAAAAUUCCCCUUCUUUCCAAAGUACAUCCUCUUCUCCAGAGAUAUCUCUUUCUCCUGAAACCACCAUAGCAAAGAAAAGCCUUGGAGGCCCUCUCCCUAUAGGUAAGCCAACCAGCACUGUGACCUCCCCGCUGGGUGUUAACUCCUCCUCGGCCUCUGUAAUCAAGACAGAUUCUUAUGCAGACCCAGACUCUGCUGGUCUGCUUCUCAAAAGUUCUCUCAUUACCCCAACAGUGACUGCAUUUCCUUUGCAAAGUGCUGACCCUGCUGGGGUGACUCCCACAACUGCCAAAGGUACCUCAACUUAUAUAGCUACAGCCAGCCCUUUUCUAGAAGGAACCGUCUCUUUAGCUCCUGAAAAACACCCAGUUAAGGAAGGUACUUCCACUCUUACUACUUUAUCCUUGGUUCCUACAGCUUCAGAUUGCCCUGUGGCUCCAUCCCCCCAGAAUACCUCUGCUCCUCUGGCUACCUUAGUGCUGGCCCCUGAAAUCCCAAAGUCUGUGCCUUCACCCUCUCUUCCCGCAGCUGGGACUCCUCCAGGUACAAAAAAGGUUGAUGGUAUUUCUCAUACUUCAGCAUUGGCACCUGUUGCUUCCUCUCCCAAAGAGUGCCCAAUUGAGGACUCUGGUGCUUCUGCUACUGCAUCUUCCAAAGGAACUCUGACUUACCUAGCUGGCUCCCCAUCUCCUUUAGGGGUUAGUGUGUCUCAGACUAAAAGACCUCCAACCAAGAAGGGUUCUGCUGGCCCUGAUACUCCUGUUGGAAAUCUCUCGUCCCCUGUUUCUCCAGUUGAAGCUUCAUUUAUCUCAGAGAAUAGUCUUUCUUUCCAAGACUCUAAAGACUCACCUGCCACGAAACAUUCUCCCACUCCUCCAUCCCCCAAAGGGGCCCCUGCCCCCUCAGCUGUGACUCCUCUGUCUCCCAAAAGAGUAACACUACCCCCCAAAGAGACCUCCACUCCUUCAGUUGUGAAUCCGCCCUUCCCCAAAGAGGGUCCAGCUACCCCAGCACCCAAACAGGCUCCCACUCCUCCCACUCUAUCCAGGACUUCUUCCUCCCUCAAAAAGGCCCCCACACCCCUAGCUGCAACUCCUCCUUCCCGCAAAGGAGGCCCAGCUACCCCAUCCCCCAAAGGGGCCCCCACA
Molecule: messenger RNA, 3472 nt
Organism: Chlorocebus sabaeus (green monkey)
Lineage: Eukaryota; Metazoa; Chordata; Mammalia; Primates; Cercopithecidae
Source: RefSeq, a predicted model, not a curated record